Molecule: messenger RNA, 459 nt
Organism: Physella acuta
Lineage: Eukaryota; Metazoa; Mollusca; Gastropoda; Physidae
Product: putative cuticle collagen 91
Source: RefSeq, a predicted model, not a curated record
AUGUUAAACACCGAUAGUGCACUGGUGCUUCUAAAGAUGAAAGAGCUGGAUGGUGAAGCUGUUGUUGUUAGUGUUGAUGGUGAAACUGUUGUUGUUGGUGCAGAUGGUGAAGCUGUUGUUGUUGGUGUAGAUGGUGUAGCUGUUAUUGUUGGUGUAGAUUGUGAAGCUGCAGUUGUUGGUGUAGAUGAUGGUGAAGCUGCAGUUGUUGGUGUAGAUGGUGAAGCUGUUGUUGUUGGUGUAGAUGGCGAAGCUGUUGUUUUUGGUGUAGAUGGUGAAGCUGCGGUUGUUGGUGUAGAUGGUUUAGCUGUUAUUGUUGGUGUAGAUGGUGAAGCUGUUGUUGUUGGUGUAGAUGGUGAAGCUGUUGUUGUUAGUGUAGAUGGUGAAGCUACGGUUGUUGGUGUAGAUGGUGAAGCUGUUGUUGUUGGUGUAGAUGGUGAAGUUUUGUGGGAUAUUUGCUGA